UGGUAGUGGAAUUCCUCUACUGGAUCCUAUGAUUCAUCAUAUCUCUCGCAUGAAUGGGCAUACAGCUACAUUUUGUAUUCUCUCAUGAUGAUUUGGACGACGGAUUCAUGGAACCUUAUGAGGUAUCUGAGACUCUUCAAAAGUACACUUCUAUCGAGAUAAUUCUUCAAGGCUGCUUGACCGUUCUCUCUGUUCUCUUCUGGUACCCCUAUUGUUUCUUGUAUUAUGCAGUAAUGAGCUAUUUCAAUAUAAAGAACUGGCGGAAGAAGAAAUUUACGCAACAUUUCAUGACUGGUAGAGAAUAUUCCAAAAGAAUUUAUAUAGAAAGAGUCUCAAAGAUCAAACUUAUUUAUUAUCUUGUAAUCGUCUUCUUUUCUCUUGUAUUUGCAAUGAUUAAAAUUGCUGAGAUCCUAAGCAAGAAUAUGUUUGGCUACGGGCGAAAAAAUAUUAAAUUGCAGUAAGAUUUACAAUACAUAUCAUUCAUUAAUUUAACUGAUAAAUCUUUUAUUCA
Molecule: messenger RNA, 511 nt
Organism: Moneuplotes crassus
Lineage: Eukaryota; Ciliophora; Spirotrichea; Euplotida; Euplotidae
Source: the annotation of a GenBank genome assembly